Dictyostelium discoideum AX4 is the source of this 1923-nucleotide messenger RNA. RefSeq names its product rRNA methyltransferase (gene fsjB). Gene Ontology annotation, cellular component: mitochondrion; cytoplasm. Gene Ontology annotation, molecular function: rRNA (uridine-2'-O-ribose)-methyltransferase activity; methyltransferase activity. The record is from RefSeq and is a predicted model, not a curated record. Bases 1 to 1923 code for a protein of 640 amino acids. Lineage: Eukaryota; Evosea; Eumycetozoa; Dictyosteliales; Dictyosteliaceae. The transcript has a single exon.
AUGUUAGCAAAUAGAGCAAAUAGAUUAGUUUUAAAAAGAUUAGUUCAUCUUAAUACUAGUAAUAUAAUAAAACCUAUAUGUAGUUAUAGAUCAUUAGCAUCAUCAUCAAAAAGCAAGACACAGUUUACAAAAAAACCACCAAUUAGUGAAUUUUCAAUCGAUGAAAUUUUAGAACAUUUUAUUUUAAAAAAAAAAACUAUAGAAGGUAAAGAAAAUAAAGAUAAAAAUACAAUUAAAGUUGAAAAAGUAAAUACAAAAAUAGAUAGAUUCUCAAGUGAAGUAAUUAUAAAAGAAAAGAAUAAAAAAAAUAAUAAUAUUGAAGAUGAAGAUGAAUUUGGAAUUGAAGAAAUGAUUGCAAAAAAUAAUAAUAAUAAUAAUAAUCCAAAUAAUAAUAAUAAUAAUAAUAAUACUAAAAAAGUACCAACAUUUAAUAGAUUCUCAACUGAAGUAAUUGUAAAGAGUAAUAAUAAUAACAUCAAUGAAUUUGAAAAUGAAGAAAUAACUAAAAAUAAUUUAAAUAAAAAAGCUCCAAAAUUUAAUAGAUCCUCAAGUGGAGUAGUUAUAAAUACUACUAGUAAUGAUAAUAAUAAUGAUAAAAAUAAUAAUGAAUUUGAAAAUGAAGAAAUUAUGCUUAAUAGUGGUAAAACUAAUAAAAAAGCAUCAAAAAUGGAUAGAUACUCAAGUGAAGUAAUUAUAAAAGAAAAGAAUAAUGAAGAAAUCUUAGUUAAUAAUAAUAAUAAUAAUAAUAAUAAUACUACUACUACUACUAAUAAUAAUAAUAAUAAUAAAGCAUCAAAAAUGGAAAGAUACUCUAGUGAAGUAAUUAUAAAAGAAAAGAAGGAUAAUAAUAAUGAUAUUGAAAAAGAUGAUAUUGAAAAAGAUGAAAUUAUAGUUAAUAUAAUGAAUGGUUUUGAAGAUAAAGAUGAGAGUGCAGUUGAAUUUUUAAAAAGACAUCGUAUUGAACAUCAAGUACCAAAGAGUACAAUUUAUUUAAAAGAAAAGACAAUGGAGGAGGAUGAGAUGGUUAGAAAGAGAUUAUCAGUUAAUAGGGAUAACAUUAAUUUUAGUAAUAAUAAAAACAGAAAGCAAAUAUUCACUAAAAAGAAUCACCAAAACGGUGCGGGUAUUUUGCCAAAAGGCUUGGCUAAUAAUAUUGUAAAGAACGAUUGGAUGAAGAGACAAAUGACUGACCCAUACGUUGCAAUGGCACAAAAGAAUGAUUUAAUCUCAAGAGCUGCUUAUAAAAUCAUCAAUAUCGAUGAACAAAUCCAGUUAUUCAAACCAGGUCAAAUCGUUGUCGAUUUAGGUGCUGCACCAGGUGGUUGGAGUAAAUACAUUCAAGAGCGUGUAACCAAUAGAGGUCUAGUAAUCUCUGUUGACACUUCUUCAAAUUUUCAAUUAGAUAAAGAUUGCUUUAUUCAUGGUGAUUUCACUUUAACUGAAACUCAAAAUAAAAUAUUUGAAUUAACAAAAUUUAAAAGUUUAAAUGAUUUAAAAUUAUACAAACAUUCAUUAAUUCAUUCAGAUUCAAAAAUUCAAAAUUUAAUUGAAAAUGGUGGUGCUAAUGGUAAUGGUAGUGGUAAUGGUGAUCUUCAAAAACAACCAAUAGAUAAUAUGUUCAAACAAAAGUCUGCUUGUUAUGUUGAUGUUGUAGUUAGUGAUAUGGCUCCAUCAUAUUCUGGUUUACAACAAGUUGAUCAUAGUCGUUUAAUAGAUUUACAAAGGUUAGCAUUAUUUUUCGCUUUUAAAACUUUAAAAAAGGGUGGAACAUUUGUUUGUAAAGUUUCAAGAGGUGGCGAAGAGAAAAAAUUCUUUAAAUUAUUAGAAUCAAAUUUCAUUUCUGUAAAAUCAAUGAAACCUGGUGCUUCUCGUUCAGAAUCAACCGAAAUUUAUUAUAUUGGUAAAAAUUAUAUUGGAAAAUAA